GGAACCAGAUAUUUUACUCUUCUUCCGGCGUGUGAGUCGGUUCUGGUCAAGAUGGCUUCUCAGCAACAACAGCCCGGUGGGCCGAUUUCUCAGCCUGGAUUACAACAGCCCACUUCAAUACAACAGCAACAGCAGCAGUUGAGCCAACAGCAAGACUUUGAUCCAGUUCAUAGAUUUAAGAUGCUUAUUCCGCAGCUGAAGGAGAGUCUGCAGAAUGUAAUGAAGAUUGCAUCCCUGAAUUUGGCCCAUAACACGUCGAUAGACAACGGCAUCAAAAGCAGCGACGCCUCUGUUCAGCGCUUUGACAAAAGCCUAGAGGAGUUUUAUGCCCUUUGCGAUCAACUGGAGCUGUGUUUGCGGUUGGCGUACGAGUGCCUUUCCCAGAGCAUUGACAGCGCCAAGCAUUCGCCCAACCUGGUCCCGACAGCCACCAAGCCGGACACAGUGCAGACGGAGUCCAUGUCUUACGCCCAGUACCUCGGCAUGAUCAAGUCUCAGAUCUCCUGCGCCAAAGAUAUCCACAACGCUUUGCUGGAGUGUUCCAAGAAGAUCGCAGGAAAGGAACAGCCUCAGGGAACCAUGUAGACCUUUGACCGACUUUUCCAAGUCUUUCUGCAUCUGGUGACUUUUUUGAGGAAGAUGAUGGAUUUCAUAUUUGGGGCUGUCCCAUUUACAGAUCUCGGUUUAGCGCUACAAUAUUCUUGUGUAUUUAGUUUUGAUUAUUUUAUUUUUUUUAAUAAUUUAUGUUUCUUGUAAGAGCUGUGUAAAUAUUUCCAACAAACAGUCAUGUUCUGAGAUGACCAGGAGGUGGUGGCAGAGUUGUACUUGCCACCUAAAUACUCACAGGUCUUUUGUAGCUUAUUUUUAUUGAACAUUAAAACCUUUCUACAUAUA
Messenger RNA from Xiphias gladius (swordfish), 894 nucleotides. RefSeq names its product mediator complex subunit 29 (gene med29). Gene Ontology annotation, cellular component: mediator complex. Gene Ontology annotation, biological process: regulation of transcription by RNA polymerase II. Gene Ontology annotation, molecular function: transcription coregulator activity; transcription factor binding. NCBI's taxonomy places the organism in Eukaryota, Metazoa, Chordata, Actinopteri, Istiophoriformes, Xiphiidae. The record is from RefSeq and is a predicted model, not a curated record. The transcript is spliced from 4 exons. Bases 52 to 585 code for a protein of 177 amino acids.